This is a messenger RNA of Clarias gariepinus (North African catfish), 2211 nucleotides long. It is a transcript of the gene dnajc21, whose product is annotated as DnaJ heat shock protein family (Hsp40) member C21. Gene Ontology annotation, cellular component: cytoplasm. Gene Ontology annotation, molecular function: nucleic acid binding; zinc ion binding. Bases 83 to 1687 code for a protein of 534 amino acids. The transcript is spliced from 13 exons. NCBI's taxonomy places the organism in Eukaryota, Metazoa, Chordata, Actinopteri, Siluriformes, Clariidae. The record is from RefSeq and is a predicted model, not a curated record.
CGCGACGCCGGCUCGCGCAUUGCUGAUGGACCGCGGCUAGGACAUUGUCUCCUUUAGGAAUCUUUGUGUCUCCACUUCCGGGAUGAAGUGUCACUACGAGGUGCUGGGGGUGAAGAGGGACGCGGGGGACGACGAGCUGAAGAAGGUCUACCGAAAACUAGCUCUUAAAUGGCAUCCAGAUAAGAACCUGGAGAAUGCUGAGGAGGCAGCGGAGCAGUUUAAACUGAUCCAGGCAGCGUACGAUGUUCUCAGUGACCCACAGGAGAGAGCCUGGUAUGAUAACCACCGGGAGGCGCUGUUAAAGGGCGGAGUAAGUGGGGAGUACCAGGACGACAGCAUCGAUCUCGUGCAGUACUUCACUGUAACCUGUUACUCGGGUUACGGAGAUGACGAGCAGGGCUUCUACACGGUGUACAGGAAUCUGUUUGAGUCCAUCGCGAAGGAGGAACUGGAGCACAGUAAAGAGGAGGAUAACGAGUUUGAUGAUUUUCCCACAUUCGGAGACUCUCAGAGUGACUACGAUACGGUGGUGCACGUGUUCUACGGCUGCUGGCAGAGUUUCUGCACACGGAAGAACUUUGCAUGGAAGGAGGAGUACGACACCCGGCAGGCCUCGAACCGCUGGGAGAAGAGAGCCAUGGAGAAAGAGAACAAAAAGACGCGCGAGAAGGCGAGGAAGGAACGCAGCGAGCUCGUGCGCCAACUGGUGGCCUUUGUGCGGAAACGCGACAAACGAGUGCAGGCUCACAGGAAACUGGUGGAGGAGCAGAACGCAGAAAAAGCCAAGAAAGUGGAGGAGCUGCGGAGGAAGCAGAAACUGGAGCAGGCCAAGCUGGCGGAGGAAUAUAAGGAGCAGAAAUGGUCUGCGAUGGCCGGACUGGAGCAGGAACUGCAGCAGAUGGAGCUUCAGUAUGGACGAGAGUUCGGAGACGCAGAGGAGGAGCUCGAGGAGGACAGGGCGGAGACAGCCGACGCCGUGGACGGAUCUGACGAGAUGGACGACUUUUACGAUGAUCUUUACUGUCCUGCCUGUGACAAGUCCUUCAAAACGGAUAAAGCCAUGAAGAACCACGAGAAGUCCAAGAAGCACAGGGAGAUGGUGGCUCUGCUCCGGCAGCAGCUCCAGGCGGAGGAGGAGUCACUGAGUCUAAACUCGGCACAGAGAGAAGACGGCGGGGAAGAGGAGGAUGAAGAACAGGAAGAGGAAGACGAGGAGAAAGACGAGGCGCCCAGACAGAAGUUGUCAAAGAAGCAAAAGAAGAAGAAGCGACAGCAGAAGAACGUGAAUAAUGUUCCAGAAGAGCCGGCGGUUGAGACCGCUCCUCCAGACUCCACCAAUGACAUCAUCGCUCCCGAUAACCAAUCAGGCGAUAAUGAGGACGACCCGCUCGGGUCCGAGGAGGCUGAGGAGGACGUGAAGAAACCCGGACCUGAACCCAAUAAAAGCUCCGGGAAGACGAAAGGAAAAAAAACAGGAAAAGACUCUAAAAAGAGCAACAACGCCCACGGAGGAGCAGAUACCAGUCAGGAGAAGGAGGUGAACCUGCGUUGUGUGAUCUGCCAUUUUGAGUUUAGCACCAGGAACAAACUGUUUGAUCACCUGAAGACGACGGGUCACGCCACAGCGCUGCCGUCCAGCACCGCCAUGAGCACCAAGAGCAAGAAGGAGAAGAGGAAGAACAGAUGACCAGAGCAUCAUCAUCAUCAUCAUCAUCAUCAUUAGGAUUAUCAAUAUUAUUAAGACUGAAGCAGCGUCUCGUGGAAAUUAUUUUUUAUGAGGAUCCAACAGUCUGUGUGUGUGCACGUGUGCGCGCGCUUCAGCAUGUUCAUCCUGCGAGCUGUUUCCAGGAUUUUCAAAAUACAUAUGAAAAUAAAAAUCCCACUCAGGACUGUAAGUGGAGCGUAGCGUCACAGCACGUUUUUUCUCCGUGAGAGACUGCAGACGUUAAAAUGUAAUAAAGUCCGAGAAAUGUCAUUCCUGCUGCCGCUGUCCACAAACACAUGAUUAUAACACACGACCCGGAGUGAACCCAUUAACGCCUGUGCUGAGAACUUCAUCUGGAAACAAUACCGUUGCUAUGGUAAUAAACUAAACAUCUGAUUUUGUGUUUAAUCAGGGUGUUAAUAUUAAAUGAAUAUUUCCGAUUGGGAUGAAAACUGUAAGAUUAAACCUCUGUUUUCCACUUAUUAAAAGUGUGCUCAUGACGAACA